Molecule: messenger RNA, 2663 nt
Organism: Saccostrea echinata
Lineage: Eukaryota; Metazoa; Mollusca; Bivalvia; Ostreida; Ostreidae
Exons: 14
Coding region: 41-1948 (635 amino acids)
Cellular component (GO): plasma membrane
Molecular function (GO): ATP hydrolysis activity; ABC-type transporter activity; ATP binding
Source: RefSeq, a predicted model, not a curated record
CUAUGGUAAGGACUAUUAUUAUUUUUUCUGUCACAACAGCAUGAAGACAAGAUCAAAGGACGCCAUUUUAACCUUCACAGACAUUUGUUGGACCUUGAAAGAAAAAGUUAUUCUAACAAACAUCAAUGGGGAAGCCAAAAAUGGACAGAUUUUGGCCAUCAUGGGUCCAACAGGAUCAGGAAAAACGUCUCUUCUUAAUAUUUUGGCGGGAAAUGUUACACAGAAAUCAGGAACGAUUACUCUUAAUGGGGACCCCUUUACAAAGCUUCAGCGGCGGAAACUUGGAUAUGUUCUACAGAGUGAUAUAUUCCUGUCAAGACUCACACUAUGGGAAACUCUCUUUUUUACCGCCAUGAUACGGCUUCCUGAUCACGUGACAAAAACGGAUAAGAUGGCACGAAUGGAUGAAAUUAUAGACGCACUGCACCUGCGCGGAUGUUUGGACACUGUGAUUGGAGACUUCAUGUUACCCGGACUAAGCGGAGGAGAGAAGAAGCGUGCAAACAUUGCAUGUGAACUUCUUACGGAUCCCAACAUUAUGUUGAUAGACGAGCCCACUUCCGGUCUGGACUCCAGUACUGCGCAUGUGUUAAUGAAAGAACUUCAGGAGUUUGCCUCACAGUAUAAUAAGACUAUUUUGACAACUAUUCAUCAGCCAUCCAGUCAGAUCUUUCACAUGUUUUCGUCUCUUCUACUGCUUGUUAAGGGGCGCCCUGCUUACUUUGGUGAUGCUAACAAAGCGCUCCAGUAUUUCAGUGGGCUUGGCUUAAACUUCCCUGACCAUUACAAUCCAUCUGAUAUUUUGCUGGAUUUGCUGACCACAAAUCCGGAAGUCGUAAAUAAAAUUCUUCAAGCAUCAGAGAAAGCAAAUAAUUUUAGGGUGAAGGUUGAAAGCGCAGAAUUCUGCAAUGGUGAGGAGUCGGCAAUUAAUGGUGACGUCACCUCAAAAACAGCAUUGUCAUUUACAAACGUAGAGGCCACUGAAUCAUCAAAUGGUCAUGUUAUUUCUCUUGGAUACCACAAAAAAGAUCCCACAGAAAUUGUUCUUGAUGUCUCGUCUGUUGAACACGUUGCUAUACACAAUCCAAGACGCCCUCUUAACAGAAAGUGGGCAACCUCAUUUUGGACACAAUUGCGCAUGUUGUGUUGGAGAAAUGCCAAGCAAUCAAAAUGGCGGAUUUUUGACGUUUGUAGGGUUGCGCAAGCUCUAAUUAUUGGCGCAACUGUUUGUAUUGUAUAUUACCAGAUACCAAACUCUAACGACACACUUCGAGACAGGAUGGGGGCGGUUUUUAUUCCAGUGAUAUUUUGGGGGUUGGCCAUGAUGAAUGAUGCUGUUUCCAGCUUUAUUGGAGAACGAGAAGUUGUGAGAAAGGAAAGAAAAGCAGGUGCCUACCGCCUUUCUGCCUAUUACAUGGCUAAGAUGUUUAGUGAACUACAUAUGAUGAUUGUGGUACCCAUUGUCCAGCUUACGGCUAUAUACUGGUUUGUAGGGAUGGGUGGACCGGUACAGUUCCUUACUUUUAUAGGAAUAAACCUUCUGAAUUGUUUUAUCACUCAGAGCAUAGGGUACAUCAUUGGAGCCUGCGUCCGAACAAUAAAGUACAGUUUAAAAACUGCCAGCACUGUUACGAUGGUAUUCAUGAUAUUAGGUGGCUUUUUUAACACAUCUUUCCCCACAUGGUUUACUUGGGCUAAGUAUUUUUCAGUCCUUCAUUAUCCCUUUGCAGCCACUGUGACUAUUUUCUUUGGAGAUAUAGAACCCUUCAGGUGUGGAAAUUCUCAAAUAUUCAUAAAGUGCCAAAAUGAAACGGAGCUAAUCACAGGAAGUGAAUUGUUACACAGCGUAGGAAUAGAUCUUCCUGUUUAUUGUUGUAUUGGGACGAUGGUGGUCUUGCUUAUAGUGUUCCGUAUUCUGGGAUAUUAUGCCAUUAAAUACAGAUUGUAGACAUAUUAGCCAAAUAUUGGAACAAACUAAUUUUAAUGUUGUAUUUUUAACUAUUUCGUAGUGGAUACCCUUCGAGGACUUGGAAGGAUAAACGAGACUACGUGAUUGAUAUGACCUCAUAUUUAAAUGACCAAAUGAAAAAGGUAAAGAUAACGAACAGUGAUCGAUUUCAAAAAAUCUACAAGCAAUACAAAACUGUGAAAAGGGAAUAAAACAACCGGAAAUUCUAGAGGUGAGAUCAGGUGCCUAAGAGGAGUAACCAUCCACUGCUGACGGCUCAUGCCCUCCGUGAGCCCUAUGUAUUGAUCAGGUAGACGGGACAUUCCCUACCAAAAUUAGCAUAGAAACAAAGGCCCUACAAUCAGUAAGAACCACGUCAGCCAAAAUAGGACGCAAUGAUAGUUUAUAUUUACUAACACAGUCAUUAUCACGACCAUAGACUUUACAGAAUACUAACUUUAAACGAGUUUGUUAAGUCCCUGUAACAUCAACUUAUCUGUCGGUAGCCUGUUAAAAAAUUGAACGUACUCAGAGCAUGCUCUUGAGUAUUGAAUAAGUUGGGAAACGUGAACACUAUAUGCAGCUGAUAGCGGAAUUUUAUUUACAUAAAAACGAAAGUCGACAAUGGAAAAGCUGAAGUAGUCUCGUUUGUCAUAAAAUUUAGUUUUUAGCUGACCCUUACCGUCAAUUGUCAGUAAUAUAUUAUAAAGUUUUC